Lachnellula hyalina is the source of this 1371-nucleotide messenger RNA. It is a transcript of the gene ltnD, whose product is annotated as L-threonate dehydrogenase. Gene Ontology annotation, molecular function: NADP binding; oxidoreductase activity; NAD binding. The record is from RefSeq and is a predicted model, not a curated record. The coding region runs from base 1 to 1371 and encodes 456 amino acids. NCBI's taxonomy places the organism in Eukaryota, Fungi, Ascomycota, Leotiomycetes, Helotiales, Lachnaceae. The transcript has 3 exons.
AUGUCAGAUCCCGCCAAAAUAGCCUUCUUAGGCCUUGGAGCCAUGGGCUUCGGCAUGGCCACCAACCUCCUCCACACCUUCCCCCACACCACCGGCUUCGACGUCUGGGCCCCGACGCUCUCGCGCUUCACAGCCGCCGGCGGACACACAGCGCAGACGCCAGUAGAAGCAGUAAAGGGGGCGAAAUACGUAGUCUUUAUGGUUACCAGCGCCGCUCAGAUCCUGUCCUGUUUAUUUGACGAGAGCACGGGGACCAGUGGGGGUAAGGGUAUCAGCGCAGCAACGGCGUUGGAGAAAGGAGCAAUAGUGAUAUUGUGCUCCACGACGCCCCCAGACCACGCGGGCAUCGUGAGGCAGAAGCUAGAUGCGGUGGGCAGGGACGAUGUAGCUGUGAUCGAUGCGCCGGUGUCGGGCGGUACGGUACGGGCUGCUGACGGGACGUUGAGCAUUUUUGCAGCGGGGGCCGAGGCGGAUGUGCGGGCUGCACGACCGGUGUUGGAGGCGAUGGCGGGGAGCAAUCUGUGGGUUAUUGAGGGGGGCUUGGGGGCGGGGACGAAUGUGAAAAUAGUGCAUCAGGUGUUGGCGGGCAUUCAUGUUGUGGUGUCGUGUGAGGCGAUGGGGUUCGCGGCGCGGUUGGGCCUUAAUACGCAGUGGGCUUUUGAGGAGCUGCAGAAGGGUGAGGGUAAUAGUUGGAUGUUUGGGAAUAGGACGCCGCAUAUGCUGGUGGAUGAUAAGAAGAUCUAUUCGGCGUUGAAUAACUUUGUUAAGGAUAUUGGCAUUAUUACUAGUGGUGGGAGGGCAGCGGGCUUGCCUCUAUUUCUUUCUUCAGCUGCGGAACAGGUUUUCGUGACGGGUUUCAGCGCUGGCUAUGGAGCUAAAGACGAUGCUGAAGUCGUCAAGAUAUUUCUUCCCACCGACCAACAAAAUCUGGUCCUGGAGCAGACUUCUUUAGCAACGACAAGUUCAAAGGAUGUUUCGAAGCUAGAACUAGUUGCCAAACUUAUGGCGGCUGUCCAUCUCGUGGCGGCUAUUGAAGCUACGACUCUUGGAGCUAAAGUUGGUCUGCAACCUCAACAACUAUUCGAUAUUUGUGUCGGUGCUGCUGGGACGAGUUUCAUGUACAAGGAUCGUAUUCCCCAGCUACUGAGUGGAAAGUGGACAUCCAAAAAGACUGUUGAUGAAGUUAUCGCUGAAUUGAAAGUAUCAAUCGAGGCAGCCCAACAGCUGAAAUACCCCCUUCCUCUUUCCGGCACAACAUUACAGCUCCUCCAGCUUGCCUCGCUGAGAGGGCUUGGGAAAGAGCCAGACGUGGCUGUUUCUCGGAUAUGGGAUGGCGGUGACGGGCCAUUAUUCCUAGGAUCAAGAGUGUGA